AUGUCCCUCCCGAAGUUAUUCCAGCCCAAACAGGUUGGCGAGAUCACCGUCCAACAUCGGAUUGUCCUCGCGCCUUUGACGCGCAACCGAGCGAACAAGGAGCAUGUUCACGGCGACCUCGCAGUGGAGUAUUACUCUCAGCGUGCGAGCAUGCCCGGGACGCUGCUCAUCACCGAGGCGACGUAUAUCGCGCGGAAGGCAGGCGGGUACCCGCACGUCCCGGGCAUAUGGAGCGAGGAGCAGAUUGCUGCGUGGAAGGCAAUUGACCUGUAUCUCGUGGUGGAAGCCGUCCAUGCUCGCGGAAGCUACAUCUUCCUCCAGUUGUGGGCGCUCGGGGGCGACAAGCCUUCCCGGCUGUCCUCGAAUCCGAAGGCCUUCCUCCCUCAUCUGAAAGAGUAUGUGCAGCUGUACGCGACCGCGGCGAAGAACGCGGUGCACGGGGCGGGGUUUGACGGGGUGGAGGUGCAUUGCGCGAACGGGUACCUGCCGGACCAGUUUCUGCAGGACAUCUGCAAUAAGAGAACGGACGAGUACGGCGGAUCGGUGGAGAACCGGUGUCGGUUCCCAUUGGAGAUAGUGCAGGCUAUCACGGAGGUUGUCGGGGUGAGGAAGACGGGGGUGCGGAUUAGCCCGUGGGGCACAUUUGGAGGUGCGUGCCCGCCCGCCUUCCUCCCACACAAUUGA
Messenger RNA from Gloeophyllum trabeum ATCC 11539, 684 nucleotides. RefSeq names its product FMN-linked oxidoreductase. The transcript is spliced from 3 exons. The coding region runs from base 1 to 684 and encodes 227 amino acids. Lineage: Eukaryota; Fungi; Basidiomycota; Agaricomycetes; Gloeophyllales; Gloeophyllaceae. The record is from RefSeq and is a predicted model, not a curated record. Gene Ontology annotation, molecular function: NADPH dehydrogenase activity; FMN binding.